This is a messenger RNA of Xyrauchen texanus (razorback sucker), 2124 nucleotides long. It is a transcript of the gene fads2, whose product is annotated as fatty acid desaturase 2. Gene Ontology annotation, biological process: lipid metabolic process. NCBI's taxonomy places the organism in Eukaryota, Metazoa, Chordata, Actinopteri, Cypriniformes, Catostomidae. The transcript is spliced from 13 exons. The record is from RefSeq and is a predicted model, not a curated record. The coding region runs from base 206 to 1540 and encodes 444 amino acids. Gene Ontology annotation, molecular function: oxidoreductase activity, acting on paired donors, with oxidation of a pair of donors resulting in the reduction of molecular oxygen to two molecules of water. Gene Ontology annotation, cellular component: membrane.
GGCGCUCGAAUGAUCUGUUCGGAAUUCAGCAGCAGUACAAGUGAUGAAGAGAGACUGUAUAAGACAGUUUGCGCCUGUUUUCAGCUUCUCUUUCUCAUCUCACACAAACUGAAUGUAUGUGUGAUUAAAACACCUGCCGAGAGGGUGUGGUGUUAUUAAAGGUCUUGCAGUGGAAUAAACGCUUGCAGCCAGAGUUUGAUCCGUGAUGGGCGGCGGAGGACAGCAGACGGAGCAAAUCUCCGGUACCGAUCGGAGGUUCGGCACUUACACCUGGGAGGAGGUGCAGAAACACACGAAGAACGGCGAUCAGUGGAUCGUGGUGGACAGGAAGGUUUAUAAUGUGAGCCAGUGGGUGAAACGACAUCCCGGAGGAUUGAGGAUCAUCGGACACUAUGCUGGAGAAGAUGCGACGGAGGCGUAUACUGCAUUUCAUCCAGACCUUCAGCUGGUGAGGAAAUACAUGAAGCCGUUGUUAAUCGGGGAGCUGGAGGCGUCUGAACCCAGUCAAGACCGGCAGAAAAAUGCUGCCCUUGUGGAGGAUUUCCGAGCCCUGCGUGAGCGUAUGGAGGCUGAGGGCUGUUUCAAAACACAACCUCUAUUUUUCAUCUUACACCUGGCUCACAUCCUGCUCCUGGAGGCUGUUGCUCUGCUGAUGGUGUGGUACCUGGGAACCGGUUGGAUGAACACUGCCAUUGUUGCUGUUUUACUGGCCACCGCACAGUCCCAGGCUGGAUGGUUGCAGCAUGACUUUGGUCAUCUCUCUGUGUUUAAAACCUCUCGAUGGAAUCACCUGGUGCACAAAUUUGUCAUCGGACACCUGAAGGGCGCGUCGGCGGGCUGGUGGAACCAUCGUCACUUCCAGCAUCACGCUAAACCAAACGUGUUCAAAAAAGACCCAGACGUCAACAUGCUCAAUGCAUUUGUUUUGGGAGAUGUGCAGCCUGUGGAGUACGGGAUUAAAAAGAUCAAGAAUCUGCCCUACAAUUAUCAGCACAAAUACUUCUUCUUCAUCGGACCACCUCUCCUUAUUCCGGUCUAUUUCCAAUUCCAGAUAAUUCAAAAUAUGAUCGCACAUGGUCUUUGGGUGGACUUUUUGUGGUGUGUUAGUUAUUACAUUCGAUACCUGCUGUGUUUCACACAGUUUUAUGGGUUGUUUGGAGCAGUGCUGCUGUUUAAUGCCAUCAGGUUCUUGGAGAGUCACUGGUUUGUGUGGGUGACCCAGAUGAGCCACAUCCCCAUGAACAUCGACUACGAGAAACACCACGACUGGUUGAAUAUGCAGCUGGAAGCGACCUGCAACAUUGAACCGUCCUUCUUUAACGACUGGUUCAGCGGACACCUCAACUAUCAGAUCGAGCACCAUCUCUUCCCCACAAUGCCCCGGCACAAUUACUGGCGUGCCGCACCUCACGUACGUGCUUUAUGUGACAAAUAUGGCGUUAAGUACCAGGAGAAGACCUUGUUCCGGGCCUUUGCAGAUGUUGUCAGGUCACUGGAGAAAUCCGGAGAGCUUUGGCUGGACGCUUACCUCCACAAAUAACAUCUCACUUUCAUAUUAAAACAUCUUCCUCUAGUUAGAAGCAGAAGGUUAUCCACCAAUCAGAGUGAGCAUUUCAGAGGCGUUUCGAGGAGACUGGCUGUGAUUGGUUAGUUCACUAGACAUCAGGAAUUAUCGUACUAAAAGAGUCAAUCGGUUCUCUAAAAUGAUUGUUAGCACCUUAUUUGAAGUCUGAGAUUGAAGCGCAAUUGUGGCACUUUGAAUGUGUUUCUUGGGAGUAAUCAGAGAUGUGCAUCAUUCUUGAUAAAGCUUGGUUAAAUGUACGUGUAUGCGAAGGUCCACGAAAGUCACGUGAUUACUGGAUUACAAUUGCUGCAUUAUAUAUUUGUGUAGUUGCUACAGUAGAUACACUGAAUAUUUUGUAUAAUUUUUUUGGCUUUUAGUCAGUAGUAAUUGAGUAUUUCUCAAAUUUGCAAUACAAUGAUUUUUUUGGAAAAAAACAAACAUUUUUGACAAAAACUACUAAACUUUCCUCUAAUUGUACUUUAGGUUUAAUGUGAAUAUUAAUGACUUCUCGCUACUUGAGAGGAUUUCUGAUUAAAUCUAAUCUGUGCAUUAACGCUGAA